AUGGCGAAAAUGAUCAUUGAUCAAGCUCUAUCUCUUAUUCGGUCUGGUACACGUGUGUUUGUGCAUGGAUGUGGUGGUCCUCCACGAUAUCUCAACCGUCUACUAGCUAAUCGUGCUGGUGAUCUACAACGAGUGGAAAUUAUCAGCGUUAAUCCUCUGGAUGAUACAUUUACCAAUCCUGAAUUAAAAGACAGUUUUUUCAUCAAUAGUCUUUUUGCUUCAUCUUUCGUUCGCUCGUCGAUUGGUAAUGGUGCGGCAUCGUACAUUCCAAUAUUCUUAAAUGAAAUGCCUCGACUAUUCGACGAAAAUAUUCUUCCACUCGAUGCUGCCUUGAUUCAAGUUUCGCCGCCCGAUAGACAUGGCUAUUGUUCACUUGGUAUUUCCGUUGAAGCUACGAGAGCAGCUGUGAGAAAUGCGAAAAAAGUCUUUGCGCAAAUCAAUCGUCAUAUGCCGCGCGUGCAUGGUGAUACGUUUAUACAUAUCGAUAAAAUUGAUGCCUACGUUGAAUACGAUGAACCAUUGAUUGAAUUGAAUGAAUUUAGAAGACAAACUCAGAUUGAGAGAACCAUCGGCAGAAGAGUAGCAGAAUUAAUCGAAGAUCAAAGUACACUUCAAUUAGGAAUCGGUCCCAUUCCAAAUUCUAUCUUAGACUGUCUUAAUCAUCAUAGAGAAUUGAGUAUAGCGACCGAAGUGUUAUCCGACGGUGUUAUUCCAUUAUUAGAGAGUGGCGUGGUUACUAAUCGGUAUAAGACGUUCCAUCCAGGUAAAACAACAUGUACAUUUAUAUUGGGAACAAGAAAACUGUAUGAUUUCGUUAAUGAUAAUCCAAAUAUUCUUGCCUUGGAUGUUACAAUGACAAAUGAUCCGGCUCAAAUUCGUCGCAAUCCACGAAUGUGCGCGAUCAAUUCUGCAUUGGAAAUCGAUUUGACUGGACAAAUCUGUGCAGAUUCGUUAGGAACAAUGCAAUAUUCAGGUGUCGGUGGACAAUUAGACUUUAUGCGCGGUGCCGGACUAAGUUAUCAUGGAAAGCCGAUCAUCACUAUUCCGUCACAAACAUCCAAAGGUGUAUCGCGAAUUGUCAAUACCUUAAAACAAGGUGCUGCCGUAACGACAACACGUGCUCAUGUUCAUUAUGUGGUAACGGAAUAUGGUGUGGCGAAUUUAUUUGGGAAAAAUUGUCAGCAGAGAGCAAAAGCUUUGAUUGAAAUAGCUCAUCCAAAUCAUCGUGAAGCAUUAGAACGUGCUGCAUUUAAGCGUUUUAAAACUUUGUACUAG
Messenger RNA from Adineta ricciae, 1275 nucleotides. The record is from the annotation of a GenBank genome assembly. NCBI's taxonomy places the organism in Eukaryota, Metazoa, Rotifera, Eurotatoria, Adinetida, Adinetidae.